Messenger RNA from Penaeus vannamei (Pacific white shrimp), 2899 nucleotides. The record is from RefSeq and is a predicted model, not a curated record. Lineage: Eukaryota; Metazoa; Arthropoda; Malacostraca; Decapoda; Penaeidae.
AUUGUGAUGUAACAGCCGCUGUGUAGUCUGCUGCAGGCGGUGCAAGUGGAGGCGAGUGAAGGGCACUAGAAUUGAGGAGGGCGACUAUAGAGACAAAGAUGUUCGUGGCAGCGCUGAUAACGAAGCAAGUGAGACACGCGGCCACCGGUAGAAGAAUAUUACAAGGAUUUCAGAGACAGAGUGAUCGAAAUAAAGUUGGAACUGUAGCAGUGAGGAGCUUCAUUACCUCCGUUGACCCUUCACAUGGACUUACAGAAGAACAAAUCGCCAUACAACAACUUGCAAUUGACUUUGCAAGGAAUGAGAUGAUGCCCAACAUGGCAAUGUGGGAUGAGAAGGAAAUGUUUCCAGUUGAGACCAUGCGAGCAGCAGCAAAUCUAGGUUUUGGGGCCAUAUAUGCUCAAGAAGAGUUUGGUGGAACGGGAUUAAGUCGUUUGGACGCAUCUCUAAUCUUUGAAGCGCUUUCACAGGGAUGCACUUCAACAACAGCUUAUAUUAGUAUUCACAACAUGUGUGCUUGGAUGAUUGACACCUUUGGAAAUGAAUCUCAACGUGAGAAAUGGAUACCCUUGCUGGCGGGCAUGGAGAAAUUUGCAUCGUACUGUUUGACUGAGCCAGGUUCAGGAUCAGAUGCUGUAUCUCUUUCAACCAGUGCUAAGAGGGAUGGAGAUGAUCUCAUUCUCAAUGGUUCAAAGGCAUUCAUAAGCGGAGGUGGUGAUACUGAUGUAUAUCUUGUGAUGUGUCGAACAGGAAGUGCUGGGCCCAAAGGCAUCUCCUGUGUGUUGGUGGAGAAAGGAACACCUGGUUUGCAUUUCGGCAAAAAGGAGAAAAAAGUUGGAUGGAAUUCGCAACCAACAAGGAUGGUAAUUUUCGAGGACUGUAGAGUUCCAGCCACAAACAUUAUUGGAAAAGAAGGUCAGGGUUUCAACAUUGCAAUGAAGGGUCUAAAUGGAGGUCGUAUUAAUAUAGCCUCCUGCUCCUUGGGUGCUGCUCAGGCAAGCUUACAAGCAGCAAUUGAUCAUGUCAAAGUACGGAAGCAGUUUGGAAAGCCCUUAGCAAGUUUCCAGAAUAGCCAGUUUCGACUUGCUGAGAUGGCUACAGAGUUAGUGGCAUCAAGGCUCUUGGUGCGCAAUGCUGCCAGGGCUUUGGAUAAUGAUGACCUUGACACAGUGCCACUUUGUUCAAUGGCAAAGUAUUAUGCAACAGAGAAAUGCUUUAAUAUUAUUAACGAAGCCUUGCAGUUACAUGGUGGCUAUGGAUACCUAAAGGAUUACAGCGUUCAGCAGUACCUGCGUGAUACCAGAGUCCACAUGAUCCUUGAGGGAACCAAUGAGGUUAUGAGACUCCUCAUUGCCCGGAAAGUUCUUUCAGAUUAAAGUGCCAUCUCUACGUAGAUUUCCAUUGUCAAUAAAUUUCAAGUUUAAUACAAUCCGUUAGUAGUUUCAUCGGUUUUCAGCUCAACAGAGGGAGGUUUAUAAGAAGAUUUAUAAUUUUUUUCUUAUAUGAACCAUUACUGUACAAUUACACGUAUUUUUGUGAUAAGGUUGUGUAUUAGGUAGUGAGUGUAAGCUUAUAAAUAAUAUUGGAGUGUUAGUAGUGGUGAUGAGUAGAAUGACGUACACAUAAAAUUGAGUAUGGGUAAUAAUGUGAACUUGGUGUAUGAUAUUUUAGACCAUUAUAAUCAGGUAACCUUUGUGUGAAUUAACUUAUAAUCUACUUGGUGUAUGUUAUUUUUAUAUUUAUGCUAUGAAUUGAGAAAUUCGCUUGUUAAUUUGGAGCAGCUAAAACAACACAGUGAUUUUUUAUUUGUGGAUGAGUGUGUUUAUGCCUUCCAAUGUUUUGAAAAAGUGCCAUGGCCUUUUGGGAACUUAGGCAGUUCUAAUUUCCAACCAACAGGUGUUGCUUUGUUGUAAUACUUGUUAGGCUAAUAUUGGUAUUUUGCAGAUAAGCAAAGCAAAUGAAGUUCCCAUAUUUAUCAAUGUUUAAAUGCAUGGGAUUGUUUUUAUUUAUGUGAAUAUUCAGUAGUAAAGAAGAAAAGGCUGGUAUGGUGGUAAUGUAUUUCUACCCCUUUGAAUAAAUAAAGAUAUAGAAUAAUAGGGUACCAUGCAAAAAAUAUUACUUUAAAUAAAAUUAUACUACCUCCUGUGAAAGUAGCACCUCGGACCUUUUGUUCCAACAGUAAUUUUUAUUUUUAUUUUUAUUUUUUUAUUUUUUUAUUUAUUUAUUUUUUUUUUAAUACUACAAUUUUAAACUGGAUACUGAGUUUGUAUAUUUCUUUCAGUUAGGUAAACAAGGUUGGUGUUGGUAAAUUGGUUCUUUGAAUAGUCAGACUUCAGAAAUGUUGAUACCAUUAAGAAAAUUCAUUCAAUGAUAUGAGGUCCUUCUUAUGAAAGGGCUGUUGAUUCCAGUGGCUUUUAUAUGAUUAUAUAAUGGAAGAUAUCAAAACUCAGUUUAAGUGACAAUUCAGUGUAUUUGUCAGUUGGGAAAUCAAAGAAAAGUUUUUUAUGUAAAUCCCCUUAUUGUAGUUUUCAACUUCAUGUAAAAUGGUCCUUAUAUUAGUAAGUUUAUUUUAUUUGAAAUCACAAUCAGAGAAAUAAAUUAAUUCAUAUUUCAUUAAUGAAGAGCAACUUUUAAUGCAUAUCGUUAUAUUCUUAAAAACAUUCUUGGACUGUAUAAAAUUUUGAUUACUCUGUAAUGCCUAUUUUGUAACUGUAUUUUAAUCAAGUGAACUUAAAUAAUUUUUAAUAUUCUUUCAAUUUUAAUUUAGAACUAAAGCAUCAUAAUGCCCUUGUUGUGAAUUCAGUAGUGGCAUAUAUUUUGUCUUUCAAUGCUUGUAGUUGUGUAUAUAGCAGUGUUGUAAAUAUCUUUAUAUUUAUGAAAACAAGAAUAUAUUUUUAGA